Messenger RNA from Syngnathoides biaculeatus (alligator pipefish), 3126 nucleotides. RefSeq names its product Rho guanine nucleotide exchange factor (GEF) 7a (gene arhgef7a). Gene Ontology annotation, biological process: intracellular signal transduction. Lineage: Eukaryota; Metazoa; Chordata; Actinopteri; Syngnathiformes; Syngnathidae. The record is from RefSeq and is a predicted model, not a curated record. Gene Ontology annotation, molecular function: protein binding; guanyl-nucleotide exchange factor activity. The coding region runs from base 134 to 2671 and encodes 845 amino acids. The transcript has 20 exons.
GCCUCAAUUUGCUGUUAUUGCUGGACCUCGGCGUUUGUCGUUAUUGUUUAUGUUAUUUCCCCCCCCCCCAUCUUAACUUUGUGAGACAAACAACCGUUUGAAUGCUCGAGUUCGAUUAGGCGACGAAGUUAGCAUGCUACGCGGAUUUGUAGCGACGGGGGGGGGGGGGGACGCCAUUUUACCGACGUCAUUUCCGACGCGCGUCCAACCCUCCCUUCCUGCUGGUCUCCGGGAUCCGAGCGCAGCCUUCCGGGGUGUCACACUCGUCCCGAUUUCCGUCCGCUGUGUUGUCGUGAACGCUGUUAGUGUUCGUUUUCUCACUUUCCCGAGGUCGCCGAGUUCACAGGCACGCGGGGGAAAGGAAGCCCCGCGACGGAGCUGCGGAAAUGCGCCGCUAAUGUUGCCUCUCCUCGUUCCCCUUAAGAUCUACCAGGAGCCCAAGAACGACGCCGAGUGUCUGAGCAACAUAAAGGAGUUUGUCAAGGGCUGCACAUCUUUCCGCGUCGAGCCGUUCGAGGCCGGUGACCUGCUGCUCGGCCUGAACUUCUCUAAGGUGCUCAGCAGUCUCGUGGCUCUCAAUAAAGCGACGGCAGAUAUCGGCGUGGGCAGUGACUCGGUGUGCGCCCGGCACUCGUCCGCCCAACGGAUCAAGUCGUUUGAGUCUGUGGCCUCCCAGGCGUCACUGGGUCGAUCCUCCAAGCUGCUGCAGAACCAGUUUCGCAGUCUGGACAUGUCAGAGAACAGCGGGCAGCAGCUGCUGGUGAAGGCGCGUUUCAACUUCCUGCAAACCAACGAGGAUGAGCUCACCUUCAACAAAGGCGACAUCAUCGGGGUGACUCGUCAGGAGGACGGCGGAUGGUGGGAAGGAACCCUCGACGGCAAGACGGGAUGGUUUCCUAGCAACUAUGUCCGUGAACUCAAAGGCUCCGACAAACAAGUGUCCCCCAAGUCUGGUACCCUUAAAAGUCUUCCCAAAGGCUUUGACACAUCUGCCAUCAGCAAGACUUACUACAACUUGGUGUUGCAGAACAUUUUAGAAACUGAGAUCGAGUAUUCCAAGGACCUCCUGAGCCUCCUCACAAAUUACCUGCGGCCUCUCCAGAGCUUUGAGAAGCUGAGCGGCUCCGACGUCUCUCUGAUCCUGGGAAACCUGGAGGAGAUCUGCACCUUCCAGCAGAUGCUCGUCCAAUCAUUGGAGGAAUGCACCAAGCUUCCGGAGAGUCAACAAAGGGUGGGCGGCUUCUUCCUCAACCUCAUGCCCCAGAUGAAGGCUCUUUACGUGGGUUACUGCUCCAACCACCCCUGCGCCGUUAACGUGCUCACGCAACACAGCGAGGCGUUGGGGGAGUUCAUGGAGGGGAGAGGCGCCGUCUGUCCCGGGAUCCUCACACUGACCACGGGCCUCAGUAAACCUUUCAUGAGACUGGACAAAUACCCCACCUUGCUCAAAGAGCUGGAACGCCACAUGGAGGAGAGUCACCCCGACAGAAGUGACAUCCAGAAGUGCAUGGCCUCUUUCAAACAUCUGUCUACUCAGUGCCAGGAGGUCCGCAAGCGUAAGGAGCUCGAGCUGCAGAUCCUGACCGAAUCCAUCCGGCUGUGGGAAGGCGACGAUAUCAAGACUCUGGGCUCUGUGCUGUACAUGAGCCAGGUCCUGGUGCACACUCCUGGGGCCGAGGAAAAGAGUGAGCGUUACCUCAUGCUCUUCCCGCACGUCCUCCUCAUGUUGUCGGCCAGCCCCAGGAUGAGCGGCUUCAUAUUCCAGGGAAAGCUGCCUCUGGCCAGCAUGUCGGUCAGCAAACUGGAAGACUGCGAAGCCCACAAAAAUGCCUUUGAGCUGAGCGGCCCCAUGUUUGAGCGUCUUCAGGUGUCAUGCGCCAACCAGCAGGAUCUGCAGGACUGGGUGGAGCAUCUGACGCGGCAGAUCAAGCACACUGCGGCCACAGCGCCGAGCCACAAACCUCUCAACGUUCCCUGCCACACGCUUCCGUCCCAUCCUGUCACCCCGUCCCGGCACGCGGAGGGGAGGGCCAUGACGGUGGCCCCCACCUACCACACCCUGCCUCACCCGUCCUCCCACGGGACGUCUCACAGCACCAUGAUGUGGGGCCCCCUGGAACCUCCGAACACCCCGAAACCCUGGAGCUUGAGCUGCCUGCGGCCCGCGCCCCCGCUGCGACCCUCUGCAGCCCUCUGCUAUAAGGAGGAUCUAAGUAAAAGUCCCAAGAGUGUCAAGAAACUCCUUCCCAAGCGAAAGCCAGAAAGGAAACAGUCUGAGGAGGAGUUCGCCUUGAGGAAGAGCACCGCUGCUCUGGAGGAAGACGCCCAGAUCCUAAAAGUCAUCGAGGCCUACUGCACCAGCGCCAAGACCAGGCAGACACUCAACUCCAAACCACGGAGGGAAACGGGGCUGCACGUGAUCAUUCCGGGCGAGGACAAAGUACUGCUGGAUGACGCGAUGAGUCGCAACGGACAAAUUGCAGCGGAAGAGAAGAGCCUUGUUGACGUGGUGUACGCCUUGAGGGAUGAGGUACAGGAGAUAAAACAGGACAACAAGAAGAUGAAGAGGUCGCUGGAGGAGGAGCAGAGGGCCCGCAAAGAUCUGGAGAAGGUCGUCAGGAGGGUGUUGAAGAGCAUGAACGACGCCACGUGGGACGAGACCAACCUGUGAGACUCGGCUUCGGACGCGCGCUCGUCUCUCUCUUUUUUUUUUUUUGGUGAUGCCGUGCACGUCGGAACCGUUUCAAGAACCUUCCUCAAACAUCGACGCCAUCUCCAGUCUGGCGGAGACAACUCGGGAGACAUUUGCGCUCCUCCUGUUUACAAUCAUUCCACUGGAUGCCCUGUGGUACUCCACGCGUGGUACUGAUACACGGUGACGUCGUGGGUCAGUUUGAACCUCUGCCGUCUUAUUUUGUAACUUUUCAUGUCUCGUGUUAUUUAAUCUUUUAUGAUUUUCUUUUAUGAGUUUCUUUGCCUUGUUGUAUAGGCUUGGGGUUUUUUUUUUUCAUUUUUAUUUUGCUGCAUGUUUAUUUUGCGAUUUGAGUUGUUGUGCAUCGUUUAACUUGUAUAGUGUAAAUAUGGCACCAAAAAUGGUUUGGGGAGAAAUAAAAAAAAUAAUCUGCA